AUGGCAGCUACUCGUAAUCAGACUGAAUUAGAGAAGGUGAUUAAAGAACACUCUAAUUCCUUGUUGAAAUUCGAAGCAUUUGUUGAAAAAGCUGAGAAAUCCUUUACGGAUAUUAAGCAAAUUCUUGACAAACUGACUAAUCAUCAGUUAAGAUCAGAUGGGGAAUAUUCAACUUCACAAGGAGAAAUCACUAGCAGCACAAGAAGUGAUCGUUUAUAUCGUUUGGGUAAAAUAGAGUUUCCAAGAUUUGAUGGGUCAGAAGUAGAGGAUUGGAUUUGUCGUUGUGAACAUUUCUUUGAUGUGGACGAGACACCGGAAAACUUCAAAGUCAGAUAUGCAGCUAUCAACCUGGAAGGAAAGGCUAUGAAAUGGCAUUCUUCUUAUCUUAAAAGAUUAGUCAAACCUAUUUCUGAGGUAACAUGGUCUGGAUAUUCUAGAACAAUUAUUGAUAGGUUUUCCACUACUUUGUUCCUUGACCCUAUGGGCAUUCUUACUUCUACAAUUCAAACGGGAUCAUUAGAGGAUUACUGUGAAAAGUUUGAUGCUAAUCUGUUGAGAGUCACAAUUUGUGAAGAGUAUGCUGUGAGUAUUUUCUUGAAUGGGUUGAAACCUGAAUUAGCUUGUCCUGUAAGAAUGUUUGAACCAAGAAAUAUGAAAGAAGCCUAUAAAUUUGCAAAGAAACAAGAUGCUUCUAAUCAAACAUUAGCCACUAAACACAAGUAUCAUUCUACCUACAAUGGGAAAUUCUUUCCAUCCAAUUCAAAUUCUGUUCAAAAUCCCACUCCUAUAUCUUCAGUCAAACCUCCUGUUAAUACAGCCCAUUUACCCCUUUUACCUUCCCCUCCUAUAAACCAAAAAGUGGCUAACACUAAGUCCUUAACAACCAAGGAAAUGGCCAUGAAAAGAUCAAAAGGAGAAUGUUUCUGGUGUAAUGAGAAAUUCACUCCUACCCAUAAAUGCCCAAAUAAACAGCUGUAUAGCAUUGAAUUGAAAGGGGAUGAAGAGGAUGAUGUUGAUCUUAUUGAUGGGGUAAGAGCAGAAACUAUGAUAGACACUACUGUUGAUGAUCCAUUGAUUUCAAUCCAUGCCUUAACAGGAGUACCAUCUUUUUCUACAAUGCAAGUGGUGGGAAAUAUUGGUACUAGGCAAUUACAAACCCUGGUUGACUCUGGGUCAACUCAUAACUUUCUCAAUGAAAGGUUGGCUAAGAAGAUUAAUUGCCCUUUAGAAGAUAUUAAACCUAUGAAAGUAGGAGUGGCUAAUGGAGUUCCCUUGAUAUGUGACAAGAUAUGUCACAACUUCCAAUGGCAGAUGCAGGGAUUGUGGUUUAAAGCUGAUGUGUUUGUGAUUCCCUUAGAAACUUAUGACAUGGUACUUGGGGUCCAAUGGUUGUUACCUUUGGGAGACAUUGUGUGGAAUUUCAAGGAUUUGACAAUGCAAUUUAAGGUGGAAAAUGAGGUAUACCAGUUAAAAGGGAGUAAUACUAAUAAGAUCACCUUGUGUUCUAUGAAGACUAUGAAUCACUUACAAAUAGAGGCUGAUGCAGAGGGUAAUUUUCAGCACACAACAAAAGUUAAAGGAUCAGAUUCUAAUGUGGAAAUUGAAACAUUAUUGGACUCCUUUGCUGAUGUGUUUCGAGUUCCUACAUCUUUGCCACCAUCAAGGCCCUAUGAUCAUCGAAUUUUACUUAAAGAUGAGUCAAUGGUGAUUAAUUUGAAACCUUAUAGGUACCAAAUGGCCCAAAAAGAUGUGAUUGAAGCUAUGACCAAGGAACUGUUGGAUACUGGUGUCAUCAGGGGCAGUACAAGCCCAUUUGCAGCCCCUGUGGUUUUAGUUAAAAAGAAAGAUGGUAGUUGGCGAAUGUGCAUUGACUAUAGGAGACUUAAUGAGGCCACAAUUAAAAAUAGUUAUCCUAUUCCAUUAAUAGAGGAACUACUUGAUGAGUUGGGGGAAGCCACGGUAUUUUCUAAGCUUGAUUUGAGGUCGGCUAAACCUCUCACUAAUCUUUUAAGGAGAGACAGUUUUAUAUGGGAUGCUUCAGCUGAUCAGGCUUUUGCCCUCCUAAAGUCUGCCUUGUGUUCACCUCCUGUCCUGGCCUUACCCAAUUUUUCCAAGCCCUUUAUUUUGGAAACUGAUGCAUCCUCAAAGGGCAUAGGAGCAGUUUUAAUGCAAGACUUUCAUCCUCUGGCCUAUGUAAGUAAAGCUCUAUCUCCAAGACAGCAGGCUUAUUCAGUUUAUGAAAAAGAACUAUUGGCCAUCAUCUUUGCUGUUAAACACUGGCAACAUUAUCUGUCCAUUGGCCAUUUCAUAAUCAGAACUGACCAAAAAAGCCUCAAGCAUCUGAUGGAGCAGAAGUUGACUACACCAUUGCAGCAUGUAUGGCUUUCGAAAUUAAUGGGCUUUGAUUAUGAGAUAGUGUAUAAGCAAGGGGUUGAGAAUAGAGCAGUGGAUGCAUUAUCAAGGGUCCAGGGUCCUACACUCUUCACAAUAUCCUUGUCUACAAUGGAUCCUACCUUACUAGACAAAAUAAAACAAUCUCGGGUGACUGAUUCUGUCUUAUAUCAUAAGUUGAAGAAGUUGCAGGCUGGGAACUUAUUGCAACACUACAACUGGAAUGGAGUUUUGUUUACCAGGAAAGGGAAAGUUUUGUUGGGAAAAGAUGAAGAUUACAAGGUACAAUCAUUAAACUGUGUCAUAGUUCUGCUAUGGGAGGACAUUCAGGGAUGCAUGCCACCAUUCAAAGGAUUGCCAGCUUGUUUAAAUGGAAAGGAUUGA
This is a messenger RNA of Helianthus annuus (common sunflower), 2775 nucleotides long. RefSeq lists its product as uncharacterized. The record is from RefSeq and is a predicted model, not a curated record. Bases 1 to 2775 code for a protein of 924 amino acids. NCBI's taxonomy places the organism in Eukaryota, Viridiplantae, Streptophyta, Magnoliopsida, Asterales, Asteraceae. The transcript is spliced from 3 exons.